Messenger RNA from Anneissia japonica, 1715 nucleotides. RefSeq lists its product as uncharacterized. The transcript has 7 exons. The record is from RefSeq and is a predicted model, not a curated record. Bases 212 to 778 code for a protein of 188 amino acids. NCBI's taxonomy places the organism in Eukaryota, Metazoa, Echinodermata, Crinoidea, Comatulida, Comatulidae.
CUACACCUUUUUGAUACACAUUGUAUUUUAUCCAAGCCCAAUGUAAAUGAGAUUGCAAUAAAGAUUACGUAUAUACAACUUUCGCACUCCUUUCAAGGUAGUUCCCUUCGAUCCUUUGGGCUGUUAUUAAGCCGUCGUUUCUUAUUUUGACACUGUGUAUUGAUCGAGUAAAACAGUAGGCCCUAUAAAUAGAGUGGGACUGGCUUUCAACAUGGUCUCCACAACAAUUAAAGUGUCUUUCGUCGUAUAUCUUUUCCUCUUUAUUACAGAAAUUACGGCGAAAGGCUAUGUCAACACCGAAAUAUCAUUUCGGUUAAACACACAGGGUAAUGAUGUUAGUGGAAUUAUCAUGGAGGACGAUUUUAAAAUGUCUUUGUCUGACGAUCUUAAAAUGAAAUACGAUUUUUCAAGUGAAGCGGAUUUUGACAAAAUAAAGGUUGAAAUGGAAGGGAGUGAUGAUCUGAUAGUGUCACUUACAUUGGUAAUUGACUAUUUCAACGAUGGAGAUACCAAAGCAAAAGAUAAUAUGAUAGCGAAGGUCGAUGCUGGACGAUAUGAGUUUAUGUACGGAGAUAAUACACUGACAUCCGUUGCUGGUACUUUGGAUUAUGAAAAAGACUGGAGGGAGAAUUGGUACCACAUCGUUCACAAUGUCACAAUCAUGUUGUUUGUGGCACUAUUCCUCAUCGCACUAUUUCUCGUGGGAACAUGGUACAUGUGGGUAUCAAGAGGCAAAAAGCAGAAGGUUGAUCGAACUGUCCAUUCAUUCACAAAUUAAAACACGAUGAAUGCAUCAAAAACAACUGUGCAGAAGGAUGAUAUAACAUGUAAUAAUGAAACGACUUGAAAAAUGAAUAUGAUAUUUGCUUGCUUUGUAUAAAAAAUAUUUUCCUCAUCAACAGAUAUAUAAAUAACGUCGGUGUUCCUAUUAUUUGCAGUCCUUAAGUUGUUUAGUAUCAAUUUAAGAAUUUAUAGUUGUAAAAAUCUGUAAAUUAUUAAAAACUAAAUAAGACAAUUCGUAGUUCUAACUGCGCAUGUCCUGCAAGGCGAAUCGACAUAAACAGACAAACACACAACAGACACAGCAUUUUAUGUCGAUGCGCAUGCGCAACAGACACAGCAUUUUAUGUCGAUGCGCAUGCGAAUUAUGAAUUGUCUUAUUGCUUUAUUCUUAGUCCAAUUUUGGCUACGCCUACAGUUUUUUCCGAAGUGUCAAUCAAACUUAACAACUGGCCAAUCAGAACAGUGCCAGGAAGACGCGUGCGUUCAACAAAAACACGUUUGGUCCCACACAAACACAAGUGUUUACAUACAUUUACGCUAUUUGUUUUGUGGGACCUUAGCAAGAAUGUCAAAGGGGCGGGGCUUAGCAGAAGUUGAAAGGUCACAGCUAAUGAUAUAUUAACUCUUCACUUAAUUUUCCAAGAAAACAUAUAAACGUUUUUAUGAUACUUGUUUGUCAUGGUUUGGCGCUGUUUAUCGCUUUGUACAUUUUAAAUUAUUAUUAUGGACGGUUGAUAAGUCUCAUUUUAUAGAUGAAUAUGUUGUUAACUAAAUAAUUUAAUUUUUAAUAAAAAGCUCAACGCCAUAUCCAUAUCUGUAAUAUUUUGUCUAUAGUAUAUGUUAAUUAUAUUAGCUGAAAUUUCAAUAUAUAUUUCACGUUCCAAACGGUUAACUGACAUAUAAAGUAAGAAAUAAAAAUUAGCAAAAACUUC